UGAUUGGCGGGCGCCGCCGGUUGCUUCCGGGUUCCGUGUUGCUUUCGGCGGCGUCGGUCUUCCCGAAGGGGCCCCCACUGCGAUCUUGCUCGUCUCGCCAAGAUGAACCGCUUCUUCGGAAAGUCGAAGCCCAAGGCGCCGCCUCCCAACCUGACGGACUGCAUCGGCACGGUGGAUAGCAGAGCAGAGUCCAUUGACAAGAAAAUUUCCAGGCUUGAUGCAGAACUGGUGAAAUACAAAGAUCAAAUGAAGAAAAUGAGGGAGGGGCCUGCAAAGAACAUGGUAAAGCAGAAAGCCCUGAGAGUGUUAAAACAGAAGCGGAUGUAUGAAAACCAACGAGAUAACCUUGCUCAACAGUCUUUCAAUAUGGAGCAAGCCAAUUAUACCAUCCAGUCUCUGAAAGAUACAAAAACAACGGUUGAUGCCAUGAAACUGGGAGCGAAGGAAAUGAAAAAAGCUUACAAGCAAGUAAAAAUAGAUCAGAUUGAGGACUUGCAAGACCAAUUAGAAGAUAUGAUGGAAGAUGCUAGUGAAAUUCAGGAAGCGUUGGGUCGUAGUUAUGGAACCCCCGAAAUUGAUGAGGAAGACUUGGAAGCAGAGCUGGAGGCACUAGGUGAUGAACUUCUAGCUGAUGAGGAUAGCUCUUAUCUGGAUGAAGCUGCAUCUGUUCCAUCAAUUCCAGAAGGAACGCCAACUGAAGCAAAAAACAAAGAUGGUGUACUGGUGGAUGAAUUUGGAUUGCCACAGAUCCCUGCAACAUAACUUCUCUAGCUCAGAAGGACUGCUGCUUUUCAUCUUUCUUAAGAAGAAUACCAUGGGUGGUGCAGAUAAAGCUUUCCAGUACCACUUGAUAUCACUACAUAACAGAAUGUAGAGCGAAUGAGUGACAAAUUCCCCUCCUUUUGAAGACAUUUUAUUACUAGCUUUUGUAUUAACAGCAAGAAAUUGGUACAACUCUUUCCUGCGGUGGGAUCUGUUCACAAGUUCUGAAAUUUGGCUUCAUCACUCCUGUAGUGUUGUAGUAUUAUUCUGAAAAUUACUUUGGGCUAUUUAUGGUUUUCUUUGAUUUAUAUUUCUCCGGACUACAAAGGGCACUGUGAUGGUAUUUCUUAGACUAACUUUAUUGUGCUUGCUUUAAUCAUGCAUAUUUUCUAAUAAUGCUACCAUUUGCCGUUUAUUGUGGAUAUAUUUGCUAUAGCCCUUAAAUGUAGCUGAGUAACGAAUAGAAGCAAAGGAGAUUACAUUGUAUAAUCCAUUUUGACCUAAAUUAUAUACCGUUUAGGGUU
Molecule: messenger RNA, 1286 nt
Organism: Podarcis raffonei (Aeolian wall lizard)
Lineage: Eukaryota; Metazoa; Chordata; Lepidosauria; Squamata; Lacertidae
Gene: CHMP5
Product: charged multivesicular body protein 5
Exons: 8
Coding region: 103-762 (219 amino acids)
Biological process (GO): vesicle budding from membrane; late endosome to vacuole transport via multivesicular body sorting pathway
Cellular component (GO): multivesicular body
Source: RefSeq, a predicted model, not a curated record